Molecule: messenger RNA, 1350 nt
Organism: Lottia gigantea (owl limpet)
Lineage: Eukaryota; Metazoa; Mollusca; Gastropoda; Lottiidae
Exons: 2
Coding region: 1-1350 (449 amino acids)
Biological process (GO): G protein-coupled receptor signaling pathway
Cellular component (GO): membrane
Molecular function (GO): G protein-coupled receptor activity
Source: RefSeq, a predicted model, not a curated record
AUGGCUAGAAAUGUGAUUUUGAAGGCUUGGUUGAAAUAUUAUAGAAUCAAGAGAAUCAAAAUGGUUUGUGUGUGUUAUUUCCACGUCAACAUGGUUUGUCCAAAUCUCAACAGUACAGAUGAAUCAAGUUCACCGUAUAACACAACUGUUUCACCAGAAAAAGAACAUGCUGAAAUGAUUCGUUAUAUCUUUAUGGAGAUAGCCAUACCUGUUGUUUGUUCUUUUGGAUUAGUUGGCAAUACUUUAAAUCUGCUGGUCUUAACUCGUGAAAAACAACAUCGAACUCUCAGUAAAAUGGAAUUUUCUGCUCACAUUGGAUUAAUAGCCUUGGCCUUCUCUGAUUUUAUGUUUUGUUUACUUGCCUUAUUGUUUACACUUCUACCUCUUGAAAAGAAUUACCGCGAAGGCAAUACAGUGUUAUAUUAUCAUUGGUUAGGUGGUGGAUUUAUAACCAUAUUUAUAGUUACUAGUACAUGGUUAAUAGUAGUUAUGGCUGGAGAACGUUAUAUGGCAGUUUGUCAUCCUUUUAAAGCGCGAAAUAUUAUCUCCUUAAAACGAACCAGGAUAAGUGUUCUUGGAAUAUUUUUAAUUUGUACAAUCUGCACAAUUCCAAUAUUUUUAGAAAGUGAAAUUCAUGCGAUAGAAUGCCCGAGUGGUGAAAUGUAUUAUACUGUUCAAACGCGACCAAGUUUUACAAAAGAUGUGAUAGCAGCCCGCCGUAUUAUUUGGGCAAUAUUAUUCGAUUUCAUUCCCUGUGUUGCUCUUAUCUAUUUCAACACGUGUCUUAUUUGGAAAAUUCAUAAAGCAAAAAAAUUACGACAAGAUAUGGCGCCAAUGACAGGUCACGAAUGUACUAUGUUGAAUGCAAAGGCAGAAAAUGGGAAUAUCAAGUGGCAAAUUAAAUUCAAGAAGACAAUUGGUAAAGAAUCGUCGUUAAAGCCAGGAAUUCCAGCCCGUAAUCCAUCAAUAACACAUGAAAGCAAUAAUUCCACUCCAAAGUUUCAUCGUGGCUCCACCAAACGCCGAACUGCUGAUAGUGCUUUAAAUAGUGUCACUGCUACAUUAGUUUCUGUUGUUAUUCUAUUUUUAAUUCUUGUGUCGCCAAGUGAAUUAUUAAAGUUUACUUUAUAUUAUACAUCUCAAUCUAUUAGUGAUAAAUACCGAUUUGAUAUCAUUAAAUCAGUGACCAAUUUCAUGCAAGCUCUCAAUUUCUCAACUAAUUUUGUUUUGUAUUGUGCCAUUAACAAAUCAUUCAGGAAUUCCUUACGAACAUUAUUUUGCUGGUGGUAUAAAAAAAUACAGAUUCACAGACAAAAACCCAUUAUUAUCAAACUAAGAUCUAACAGCUAA